Molecule: messenger RNA, 2140 nt
Organism: Pseudogymnoascus verrucosus
Lineage: Eukaryota; Fungi; Ascomycota; Leotiomycetes; Thelebolales; Thelebolaceae
Exons: 1
Coding region: 226-2082 (618 amino acids)
Source: RefSeq, a predicted model, not a curated record
CUAUAUCACCCCUCAUUUGGCGACCAUAUUGAGGAUUAGCAGACGGGUAACCCACCGGUAUUGCCAGAUCAGGUGAAUGGCUGUGCUAUGUGGCUUAUGCAUUAGCCGAGUCCAGUCGCGUGAAUUGUAGUUUUUGCAACGAAAAAAAGAACCUUAUCUACGAUACCAACCUCAAUUCCCGAUACUCUAUUUACAUGUCCCUAUACGAUCAGGGCAAGAGCCGCUAUGGACGCUAAUCAGGCGCGACGGCGCGGCACAGACUUGGUUUCACGACCAGUCUCCGGAACUAGCACAGCCUCCUCACAGCACUACGUUGAAACUUUCACCUACUCAGCGCUUCCGCAAGACAAAGACUGCACGCGGUUAGUUCGCGUUGAACCUGCGGGAAAUAACGAUGAUCCUAUUUCAUGCAUUCUCAUCGAUGUUGUUUUUGGCGACAGGCCGAAAUACCAGGCACUAUCGUAUAUGUGGGGCGACGAGACCAGCAAGCUGAAGAUCCUCCUCAAUGGCACUGAGUUUCGUGUGACGCAGAAUCUCUUCGAUGCUCUCCAGUUCCUGCGUAGGGAGCCUAAACGUGGGCCGGUCUGGAUUGACGCGAUAUCCAUAAACCAAGCGAACAUCCCUGAGCGAAACCGGCAGCUCCAGAUGAUGCCAUACAUCUACGUUCGCGCGCACACAGUUCUAGUAUGGCUUGGGAAGAAGUAUGCUAAGUAUGAGUCUGCCGACUCAAAGGAAUGUGUAGAGGCUGGUCCUGAGCCUGCCAGGAAAAAUACAUCCGACGAAGCCAUUAGGCCCCCGACGAGCUCGACUGUAGACGCUGACUGCUCGCCAAUUCCUGCCGGCGACGGACGUGCGGGUGGCGAGGCAGCGUUUGCAGAAGAGGUGCGAACUGACAGGUACUGGGACAGGGUUUGGAUCAUUCAAGAAAUUGGAAGGGCUUAUCGUAUUCAGGUCUGCUUUGGCCAUCGCCGCAUUAUGGACUGGGAAUCAUUUAUCAAACUGAUUGCAUAUAAGGCCCCUAAAGAGCGUUUUGGAGGGCCUUACCAUCUCGAUGAACUACGCAAGCAGAAAUACAAGGGUGGCCAUAGUCUACGAAAUCUUCUCGAGAAUCACCGUGAUGCCUUAUGCACCGACCAAAGAGACAAGGUCUAUGGACUGGUUGGACUAGCAGCGGAUGCUCGAGGAUUCCCUAUGGACUACGGAAAACGCGAGAUCGACGUCUGGACAGAUACGAUGCGAUUUAUGAACGACCACGGGUUACUCCAAAGUUCAGACCUUGUGGAAUUUGGGAGGAUGGUUAGAGGCCUCCUCCUAGGUCCUGGAAUGGAGCCGGUGCACAGUGUAGCGCACCCAAGCCCCUGGGAUAGCACCAGAUUAGUCCUCGACGGGCAAGUGUCACGAAACACAGAUGUUUUCACUCUCCGUGCCUAUAUUUACGGGUACAUUCAAUACCUGGGCCCAACUACCACCGACGUCGUUUCCAGCCUGCAACUAGCGGAUGAGUGGGCCAUGGCGCUUCAGGCCAACUUCCCCGAAGACCUUAGCCAUGCGCACUGGGAGAGUGACAAUCUGAUGCGCAAAAUAUUAGACGCAGAUGAAGCCAGCUUAGCAAAAUCGUGUCACAACCAUAUGAGCUGUCUGUGUUGGCGUCCGCAAACGGAUGAUUUCAAUAAUCAGUUCAGACGUAUAGCAUAUAAAUUACCACGUAUCAGGCAGAUGCAGGAGAAGAAAUCCUUGCCUAAAUUUACAGCCGCAUCGAAGCUAAGGGAUGAUAAUGAUCGAUACUUGUUCCAGUUGAAUUGUUUAAGUAGCGUAAAGACGCCCUACAAGACAGGAAUUGCCUCAAGUCAGGCAGAACCGGGAGAUUUGGUAUGCUGGAUUCCUGGUGUCAAACAGGCUGUACUCGUGCGUGUAGGCUUUGGUAGCGGCGAUGAGGUCCAUCUUCAAGUAUGCGGGACUGCAAGGAUUACUUGCGAUCUUGAGAAAGAGGCGGCUUUGGAGGAUAAGAAACGAGCUUGUGAACUCUUAGAGCUUGAUAUUUUGGUGGAUGCUCACACACUCUUUGUUAUCUUAGCAAGUUAAGAACGGUAAACCCGUCAGUGACGUUAUUUCCCUCGCUAAACUAUUCUGAUUCCUUUGU